UUUUGUUCAAUAAAAGUGCGUAACACCAGUCUGAAAAAGCACAGCCAUUACACUGAUACAGUGAGACAAACCUAAUAACCGGUCGGCGUGGUACAAACCCUACUUUUUCUACUUUCACUGUUCCACUCUCAUUACCUGCCAAUUUUUUACCAUUCCCCAACAAAACCUCUCGUCCCUCACUCUCCUUUUCAAUACCAUUAUUUAUUUACACACUAAAAUAAAGUUUUACAUUUCAGGAUAAACCCACAAAAAAAUGAAGGUUAAACGUAAAGGAAAUGCGCUCUCUUCACCAUUAUCUUCACCUUCUUCUUCGUUUAAAGAUGCCGACUCACUUUUAAAGCUACUCCCAGUUACCAUUUUAGCCUUGGCGUUCUCUCUGCCGAACCAGGACCGUGAGGUUUUGGCUUAUUUGAUUUCAAGGUCUAUGAAUGGCUCUAACCAGAGUUACCAUGGUAAGAGCAAGUGCAGGAGUGUGAAAAAGAUGGGUGCUUUUGAAUGUGGGUGUUUUGAGUGUUACACUAGCUUCUGGUACAGAUGGGAUUUGUCUCCUAAUAGGGAGUUGAUUCAUCGAGUUAUUGAAGAGUUUGAAGAGCAUUUGGUGGUGAAUGAGUCUCCGAGGAAACAGAACCGAGGCGGUAAGAAGAAAGGCAGUAAAAAAGUUGAUGUUAUUAAACUAGCUGAUGAAAAGGAUUCUGCAGAAAUAUUACCUGCUGUUGAAGAUGAAGUGGUAAUGAUGAGGCAAGAGAAAACUGAAGGUCUGGUUAUGGAGGAACAUGAAGAAGAGAAGAUUGGUAGUGGUGAUGUUCUUGAAAUGGAGGUGGUGACUGUACAAGCAGCAAUGGGAUUAGGAGCUAGUUACCAUAAGGGUUUUGCCAGGAAGGUAUUACCGGAUGUGGUUGGUUUGUUAAACUCUCGUUUAUGGAGUCUCUGGAGUCCGGGUAUUUAAUCAAUUUCAUUUAGCUAUGAAAACACAAGAAAAGUAGGAAUCUUUACUUAAUUUAAGCUGUUAAUUUGGGGUUUUAUGGUGGGAUUUUGAGCUCUGUUUUGGGUAUAGUAUUGGGUUUAUGGGAUAGAAUCAUUUGGAAAUUAUAUUAUUGCUAAUGUAGGUUUAUUGAUGGAUUAAUGAUGUUCAGUUUCUGUUAUUAAAGUUGAUAUGACAAUAGUGAAAAGCAGAGCCUAGUCUAUGAGUAUUAGUAAUUCAUUUUCAGUGUAUAGAAAUUUGAAGUUUUGAC
Mercurialis annua (annual mercury) is the source of this 1232-nucleotide messenger RNA. RefSeq lists its product as uncharacterized. NCBI's taxonomy places the organism in Eukaryota, Viridiplantae, Streptophyta, Magnoliopsida, Malpighiales, Euphorbiaceae. The record is from RefSeq and is a predicted model, not a curated record. The transcript has a single exon. Bases 254 to 946 code for a protein of 230 amino acids.